Molecule: messenger RNA, 1896 nt
Organism: Octodon degus (degu)
Lineage: Eukaryota; Metazoa; Chordata; Mammalia; Rodentia; Octodontidae
Gene: Esm1
Product: endothelial cell specific molecule 1
Exons: 3
Coding region: 176-730 (184 amino acids)
Cellular component (GO): extracellular region
Source: RefSeq, a predicted model, not a curated record
AGGAGGACAGCGCUGCCGCUGGGUUGAGGAAAUUGAUGACGGGGAAGCACACGGGCAACCCAGUGUAUAAAACUGAUAACUGUGUAGGCAGAGAGGCUCAGCUACCACUUUGGACGGCUGCUUCCCACAGCAGAGACCACAACGCGGGGAGCUGAGCCCGAGCCAGCAGGGAAACAUGAGGAGCCUUUUGCUGCUGACCACACUCCUUGUACCUGCCCACCUGGCUGUGGCGUGGAGCACCAAAUAUGCGGUGGAUUGCCCAGAGCACUGUGACCGUAGCGAGUGCAGGAGCAGCCAGCGCUGCAAGAGGACAGUGCUGGACGACUGUGGCUGCUGCCAAGUGUGUGCCGCAGGGCUGGGAGAAACUUGCUACCGCACAGUCUCGGGCAUGGAUGGCAUGAAAUGUGGCCCAGGGCUGAGGUGUCAAUUUUACAGUGAGGAAGAUGAUUUUGGUGACGAGUUUGGUAUCUGCAAAGACUGCCCCUACGGUACCUUCGGGAUGGAAUGCAAAGAGACUUGCCACUGCCAGUCAGGCAUAUGUGACAGGGUGACAGGCAAAUGUCUGACACUUCCCUUCUUCCAAUAUUCAGCAGCGACAUCUUCUACCAGGAGGCUUGUUUCUCACACAGAUCAUGACGUGGCAUCCGGAGAUGGAAAUUCUGUGACAGAAGAGACCAAGAAGAAGAAAGCUGCAAAGUUGCCUAUAAUGAAAUGGUUGAAUCCGCGCUGAUCCUGGGGCGGAUUUCCAAGGGAAGGCGCGCAGUGAUGGUUCAGUACCCUGCCCACAUUUUAAGAACUAUCUAGAUUAGAGCACACGGACGUGUAAUUUUUGGAGAUCGAGUAAGCCUUAGGUGGGCCCAGCCACAAGAAAUAGACUACUUAAAAAUGCGUAAAAUGCAUAUGGUCCAUUCGAUGAGGGUGAGGUAUUGUGAUAUUUGGAUCUUCCCUGUGGUAAAUUCAAUAGAAUUUAAUUAUUGUGAUUAUUAUUUACUUUGGAAAAAGUCAAAGCCCCAACCAGAAAGUCAUGAGGAAGUGGGAUGUUUGAAGCUGGUGGGAUUUGAGUAAUAACCUUGAGCUGAGGUCCAUUUCAAAGGGCUGCUAAUGUAGUUCUCAGGCCCCCUGGAUCUGAAGGCUGGGUCUAAGGCAGAGGGCAAACAUCCACUUCCAGGAGUGGUUUGCACAAUACCACCUUGAGAUGGGGCUGGGAUGUUCUCCACCUAUGGGGGGGUAGAGAUAAAUAUUUAUAUAUUUUUAUUAAAAAAAUGUGUUAGUACAAGUCACCUUCCAUACCCAUGUUUAUAACUCUCUUGAGGAAAUGAGCUCAAUUUCUUAAAUGAUUAGAAAGGUUUAACUCUGUAAGAUCUUCAAACACUGUAUUAUAUUUUAAUAAUAUUAACAAUAAGAUGCAUAAGAGAAAGUUAAAAAAAAAACCUAGUAACUGAACUUACAAAAUUCUAAAAAAUGAGCAAUGAAGGGAAUUUACCUACAGAAAAUGUUAUGACUCAGAUACAAUUUAAAUUUAAAGUAGCGGAUGAUUUUGUUAGGGGUUUGGAAAAGAGUCAGUUCCAGCAGGAAACCUACCCACUUGAAAAUAGAGGCUAUUUUCAUAGUUUUUCUUUCAAAGGUGAUUGGGAAAUGGAAUCAGAAGUAUGCUAUCUUAGCCCAAACGGAACUGGUGUACUAUAUGCGGUUAGGAAAUAUUUGCGGAAAUAUUUUAUUUGGAAUCGAGAAUUUAUUUAAGAAUUAUUUCAGUAUUUACCUAUAUUUUAUUCUUCAAGUUUGCCAACAGAGUUGUGGAUGUGUGUGUGGGAGGAUCUCUGAAUGUAAGCUGAAUAAGCUGUUUUGUUUUAAAAGGGCAAAUUUGCUACUGUUCAAUAAAAAACAAGACACAGCUAC